AUGCUAUACGACAGUCUAAAGAGACGAGAGGCCGACGUGCUUUCCCAGCUUCGCGCAGGAAUGGCCAGGAUCAACAGCUACCUCAGCAAGAUAGGAGCCGAAGAAUCGGACAUCCUCAAGUUGACAGACCAUGUUUCAGCUGCUGAAGAUAGGAUGCUGAAUACUUAG
This is a messenger RNA of Fusarium poae, 168 nucleotides long. RefSeq lists its product as uncharacterized. Bases 1 to 168 code for a protein of 55 amino acids. The transcript is spliced from 2 exons. The record is from RefSeq and is a predicted model, not a curated record. Lineage: Eukaryota; Fungi; Ascomycota; Sordariomycetes; Hypocreales; Nectriaceae.